Messenger RNA from Rhipicephalus sanguineus (brown dog tick), 1053 nucleotides. RefSeq names its product hydroxyacyl-coenzyme A dehydrogenase, mitochondrial-like. The transcript has 7 exons. Gene Ontology annotation, cellular component: mitochondrion. The coding region runs from base 65 to 868 and encodes 267 amino acids. NCBI's taxonomy places the organism in Eukaryota, Metazoa, Arthropoda, Arachnida, Ixodida, Ixodidae. Gene Ontology annotation, molecular function: (3S)-3-hydroxyacyl-CoA dehydrogenase (NAD+) activity; NAD+ binding. Gene Ontology annotation, biological process: fatty acid beta-oxidation. The record is from RefSeq and is a predicted model, not a curated record.
CGUGCGCCAAUUUUAUCAUUGGCAGCUGUUGUGACCUGAGAGAAAAGUAAACGCGGCGCAGAUCAUGUUUGCGACAUACCUUUCUUCUCGUGCCUUUUCUUCGUCUUCCAUCGCGCGGACAGCAAUUAAGCAUGUUGUUGUCGUCGGAGGCGGGUCCAUGGGAGCCGGGAUCGCGCAGGCAAGAGAAGAGUUCGUGCAGAAGACAUUAUCUAGUAUAGCAUUGAGCACCUCUGCAGAUGAGGCUGUCAAGAACACUGACCUGGUUGUGGAGGCUAUAGUUGAGAACAUUGAUGUCAAAAAGAAGCUUUUUGCAGCACUCGACAAGGCAGCUGGCCCGUCUACCAUAUUUGCAAGCAACACCUCAUCACUUCCCAUCUCAGAAAUUGCUAGCAGCACAUCAAGAAAAGAUCGUUUUGGUGGCCUUCAUUUCUUCAAUCCUGUGCCAGUGAUGAAACUUCUAGAGGUUGUACGCAUCUCGGAGACAAGUGAAGAUACGUUCCAAAAAAUGCAAGCAUGGGGCAAGGCACUCGGCAAGACUACUGUCGUGUGCAAGGACACUCCGGGAUUUAUUGUUAAUAGGCUACUGGUUCCAAGUCUUAUGGAGGCAGUACGAAUGCUGGAGCGAGGUGAUGCCACUGCCCAGGAUAUAGACAUUGCCAUGAAGCUGGGUGCUGGUCACCCAAUGGGUCCUUUUGAAUUAACUGACUACGUUGGUCUUGAUGUCACCAAGUUCAUUAUUGAUGGUUGGCACAAACGAUUUCCAGACAAUCCUCUGUUCAAGCCAUCACCAUACUUGGACAAGUUGGUACAAGAAGGAAAGCUUGGAGUCAAAACUGGGGAGGGUUUUUACAAGCACGGCAAGAAGUAAAAUGGAAAGGAAAGAGUACUUUUAUUGCAAGAGAAAUGGAUCAAAGAUAAAUGAGUAUAUAUUUUAUAUAAAGGUUCUCUGUGGUUUAGGCUUAUGAAUGUACUUGCAGCAUUUCAUACUCUCUAUGUGUGCUCAUGAGCAAUGCAAUUAUAAUAUUUCGAAAUAAAGGUUGUCCCAUAUUGGCA